CUCUGUUUGCUGAUGUUGCUGCUUUGACACCUGAAACUCCCUCCAGGGAUUAAUAAAGGUUCAUCUUAUCUUAUCUUAUCUUAUAUUCUGCAUUCAUCUCCAAAUGUUUUGUAAAUAAGCGUUUAUUUUCCAAUAUCAUCCAAACUACCAAGAUUAAGUGACUUGGGCAGCGAAGGCUUCUCCUGCAGCUGUGACAACAUCUGGCCAAAAUUCUCCAUACGAGUGUAAUUUACUCAAAGACAGAAGCUCAGGCCCUUUGAUGUGAUGCUUGCUGCCCUGGAGGAUCUAAACCUCCAGAGAGGCUGCAGCCCUCUGAGGCCUUGCUGCCUGCCUGCUGACACGCUCUGCAGACUUUAUACCUCCACAAGAUGUCGCCACCAGCAAGACCUUGAAACGGUGCCAAAUUAUGUUCUCACAAAGGAGCCCUGCAGCCAGCUGGGUUAAAAUGAAGUGGAAGCACUCAUCCACAGUGGAUGAAUCAUUGCUGAAAGCUGGUAACGUUUGAACUCAUCUUACAAUAUUAGUGGUUGUUGAGUUACAGCCUCCUCCUCCUCCUCAUGCAUGAGUGCUGAAAGCUGCAUGAGGACUACAUUUUGUCCUCCAGAUGUGAGGUCAGUGGUGCACUGCAUCAUCCCGCCACUAGAUGAAGCUCCAGCACAGAAACACAGACACUUUUAUACACAUUUCCCUCUUUAUUUUGUCUAUUUUUCGGCUGGCCUACUUUUUGAAAUGCAUAAAGAUGAGAUUACCUGCUAUGGCGCAGUGAGUGAUGUAAAGUUUGAUUCAUGAUUUGGUGAUCAAAUUAGACUCAAUUUGAUCAUUUUUGGUUAAUUGUAUUUCAGUUUUGCUAUUUUCAUGUCGGAUAUAAAAUGCAAAAAGUAAAAUAAUAAACCUGCCUCUCAGAAGUGGAUGAAUUACUGGUGUAAAACAGAUGGCUGAAGGCUUUCAAACUGAUUGUCUUUGCUCUCUAAAGAGACAAAGAGUCCAGCAGCCAGCCAACAACUGGAUCAGUCCUAAUGAGACAGAGAGGAAAAGAGGGAGUAUCUAGUGAAGUUGAGUCACAGUGUCGCGUCGCAGCAGAGCUCUUGCAGUCUCCUCUCGAUAACACACUUUCUAACCAUGCACCACCGUCCACUUCUGUCUGGAUGUUUGUCUUUAUGUGGGUGAGAUGUUGCCAAAUGUGAUUAUUCUGAUGUGCAUGCUGGGUCUGCAGUUACUGCACUGUGCAGCUGAUCUGUGCAACUGGACUGGAAGCGGUUUUGCAGCUGGUUUGGACUCCCGGAUUGUGCUCCAGGUGCAGCUGCGGUGUACUUCAGGCUCUGUCAAGUGGAUCUACCCGGGUCAGGCUCUCCGGGUGGUUCUGGAGCCCAACCUGUCCUCCUCCUCCAGGAGCAUCACCACAGUCUGCAUCCAGCCGUCUCCAUCUCUGCGCGGGGCCAGUGUGUUCAUCGAGCGGUCCGGAGAGCUGGAGCUGCUGGAGACGGAGGACGGGAGGCCCGGGCAGCAGGUGUUCUGUUUCCGGGCUGAUGGACCUCACAGGCCGGCUAUCUACCUCCAGUCCAGCCCGCUGAGAGACGGACUCUGGAGCAGACGCACGAUGGGCUUCAGAUACGAGCUGCUGGGCAACAGGAGAGCUGCAGCCACCGUGGGCCACAAAGGGCUGCAGAGUGAGUGGACCUGCUUUAAUGCUUCAUGCCAACCCUGCAACGAUACAGAACUCCUCAUGGCCGUCUGCAACAGUGACUUCGUGGUCCGAGGCUACAUCAGGAAUGUCUCCCACGACUCUGAACGCCAGAUGUCGUUAGUGGAGGUGUCAGCAGCGAGGGUGUACUGGCAGCGCAGUGGAGUGUUUGAGCAACAGGCGGAUGCCUCUGGGUCUCCUCCGUCCGUCCCAUCGUCUUGGCGUGGACACAUCCACACCCUCCUGCAGUGUCACGUGAAGCCCGGGGACGGAGAGUUUCUCUUCACGGGGUCAGAACACUUCGGGGAAGCUUGGUUAGGGUGUGCCCCGCGAUACAAAGACUUCCUGUCUGUCUACCAGGCCGCCUGGGCAGCGCGUCGGAAUUCCUGUGACUUCCCUUUAGGCUGAGGAAGUGUGUUGUUGUUGUAGCACUACACUGAGCCCGGACAGGCAUCCUCAGCCCUGGCACUGUGGGGAUCCCUGUAAUGUUGUCAUGUGCCAGCAAGGUGGCAUCCAGCGUCACCAGCAGGGACGAAGCAAUUCAAUUGCUGGAAAAAACACACUUGGAGGAGCAGAGCAGGAGCAAACAGCAGGGCCUCCUGCUCUGAGGCUCAGAGAGAGAGAGCAGGUCUUUGUCUGCCUCCCAUCACUGCCCUUCAGUCCUGGGACACUGAGAAGGGGUUGGGUUGCUGCUCCCUCUUUGUGCUUCUCCCCACAUCAACCGUUGUUCACUUCGCUGGCUCUGUGUGACAAUUGCCCCCCUGAACUAAAGACUGAAGCACGGCCAUUCAUAAUUGCCACUUUGUCCUAUUAAAUAGGCUUGUACAUAUAUGACUGUGAUUUAUAUUCUGAUUCAUAUGUGCUUAAAGGUGCUCUUAAUAAACCGCAAACAACUAUUUGCUACGUAAAGAUAUAGAGGAGUAAUGUCUACCUGAGCAGAGAACGAAGUCACUCUCCCUUUGUGUGUGUUGUAAUCAGUGUGCUUUUAGUGCAUGUUUGUGCAUGUGAGCGUUGCCCCACUGGCUAGCUCACAGGCCACCGCUCUGCACUGCUCUCAUACGGCGGUUACAGCUGAUAACGCCAUGCUGAUUGACGGUACCACUGCAGAAGCGUAUAGCACCCACCCUCCGGUUCCCCCCUUCGAGCCACCGGCUCAGCUGUCGCCAUGUUGAGAGCCAUGCGGAGGCAAUAGAAGUGCUCCCAAUCUCGCAUUUAGCGCCUUUAAGUUUAAAAUCCUGUGUUUUGUUUUAUAAUAGGGAAAGUAGCUUUCCCUUACAUCUGUUCAGUUUCCAUAUAUUACAGUAUACAGCCACUUUACAAAUUUAAUUCAGAGACUAUAUGAAAUCUUUUAGUAAUUGAGACUUUAGGUAAAAACUUAGCUUUGCUUUGCAUUGACUUGACAUACUUUAAUAAAUCAUCUAGGGCUGUAAGUCUCUGUUUUUGUCAGUACAACUUGAUAUUUUAAUAUUUUAAUUGUCCAAGGCUAGAAAAAGUUGACAUCAAAUCAAACAUUUCCCCAUUUAUCUUGAGCAUAAGCUGUUUUAAUAAACUAUAGGCCUUUGUGGAUAUCUGCCUUACAACAUGGUGAUCAGUGGCAUUUGUUUCUUUUUAUCAUCAGAUACAAAUCUACAAUUCAUAUUACGUUUUAUAUAUAUAUAAAUUUCCAACAUAAUUUGCAGAUUUCUUUUUAAUUUUAACAGACGAUCUGGUCAGUUCAUAUAGCAGUAUGUCUGGUGAAGUGUUUGGAAGUGAACAGAGCUCAUGAAC
Messenger RNA from Sebastes umbrosus (honeycomb rockfish), 3448 nucleotides. RefSeq names its product meteorin-like protein. Gene Ontology annotation, molecular function: hormone activity. The transcript has 4 exons. Bases 1169 to 2089 code for a protein of 306 amino acids. NCBI's taxonomy places the organism in Eukaryota, Metazoa, Chordata, Actinopteri, Perciformes, Sebastidae. The record is from RefSeq and is a predicted model, not a curated record.